AUGCCAAAGUUAUAUGCAGGAGAAGCUUACAUUCUAGCUGCAACUGAUUACUUCUCCAAGUGGGCUAAAGCCAUACCCCUGAGGGAAGUCAAGAAAGAAACUGUCAUCCGUUUCAUCAAAGAGCAUAUCAUCCACCAAUAUGGUGUACCUUACUACAUUAUCACUGACAACAGAAAACAGUUCUCCAACCGACUCGUAGAAGAGCUCUGCGAGAAAUACAAGUUCAAACAGUACAAGUCUUUCAUGUAUCAUGCUCUGGCCAAUGGUCUUGCAGAAACAUUUAACAAGAUGCUGUGCAACCUCCUGAAGAAGGAUUUGGCUACAAAGAUUAAAAGCCAAUAA
Pyrus x bretschneideri (Chinese white pear) is the source of this 342-nucleotide messenger RNA. RefSeq lists its product as uncharacterized. Bases 1 to 342 code for a protein of 113 amino acids. Gene Ontology annotation, molecular function: nucleic acid binding. NCBI's taxonomy places the organism in Eukaryota, Viridiplantae, Streptophyta, Magnoliopsida, Rosales, Rosaceae. Gene Ontology annotation, biological process: DNA integration. The transcript is spliced from 2 exons. The record is from RefSeq and is a predicted model, not a curated record.